Austrofundulus limnaeus is the source of this 2097-nucleotide messenger RNA. RefSeq names its product lectin, galactoside binding soluble 3a (gene lgals3a). The coding region runs from base 187 to 1317 and encodes 376 amino acids. Gene Ontology annotation, cellular component: cytoplasm; nucleus; immunological synapse. Gene Ontology annotation, biological process: positive regulation of calcium ion import; negative regulation of endocytosis; neutrophil chemotaxis. Lineage: Eukaryota; Metazoa; Chordata; Actinopteri; Cyprinodontiformes; Rivulidae. Gene Ontology annotation, molecular function: IgE binding; laminin binding; disaccharide binding. The transcript is spliced from 5 exons. The record is from RefSeq and is a predicted model, not a curated record.
GUAGUUAGCGGUGGCAGCCAUCUUGAAUCGAGAUGACUUAAUUCAGACGUCAAUCAUUUGUAGAUAUACGUCCUGUCACUGUUUUUGUUUCCUCUGAUUCAUGAGCUGUUUUGUUAGCAGAAGAACUUUGUUAGUGGAUAAUAAAUAYACAACACUGACACAAGUUUUAUCCUCUUGAUUUAGGUCAUGGCAGAUUUUUCGCUAUCCGAUGCUUUAGGAGACGACACACCAAGCAAAGCUAAAAAAAUCGGCAACACAAAUCCUUCUGUGCCUGCCAGCAACCCUCCACCUCCUUCAAACCCAGGAUGGCCCGGUUCUGCCCCCGGAGCUCCCAGUCAGCCCUCAGCACCGGCUGACUUCAACAGUGGGAUGUCUGGCCCUGGGGCCCCGGGGCCAUUUUCAUACCCCUCUGGUCCAGGAGCACCAGGACCAUAUCCAGGACCUCCUUCAGCACCUGGUGGAUUCCCUGCUGGUCCUGGAAUACCUGGGCAGUAUCCACCUGUACCAGGAGCUCCAGGUCAGUUCCCGUCCGGUCCCGGGGCACCUGGACAGUUCCCUGGGCAGUAUCCAUCAGAAGGGGCUCCAGGACAGCUGCCUGGAGGUCCAACUCCUUACCCAGCUGGUCCGUUUCCUUCUGGCCCUGGAGCUCCUCCCGGACCUUAUCCGAAUGUGCCUUUUCCUGGUGCUCAGCCACCAGGAGGGAACGGGUUAUAUGGACCAGGAGGUCCUGGUGCAUUCCCACCUCCAGCCGGUCCUGGGUCUUUUCCAACAUUCCCUUCUGGUGGGUUUCCCCCAAUGCCACCUGGGUCAUGGGGUCCUGCAGGUGGAGGAUUCCCACCUGCUCCUGGCCACUUUGGUUCCGGACCUGGGCCUAUGGGUCCGUAUGGGGGCCCAGCUGGACCAGGAGGCACAUUGAUGGUGCCUUAUGAUCUCCCCCUUCAUGCUGGAAUCAUGCCGCGACUUGUGAUCACGAUAAUCGGAGAGCCUCUUCCUGGUGCAGACAGGUUUAAAGUUGAGUUCAUCAAAGGUUCAGACAUCGUCUUUCACCUCAACCCUCGGUUUCUUGAACAAACCAUCGUCAGAAACUCACACCUUGGAGGUUACUGGGGCCCAGAGGAACGUGAAGGACCCUUCCCCUUUGUUGAGGGACGCCGUUUUGAGCUGAAGAUCCUGGUGGAGGAGGACAUGUUCAAAGUGGCGGUGGACGGCACCCACCUGCUGGAGUACGAGCACCGAGUGGGUGGUCUGGAGGAAGUGACUUUACUGCGAGUGGACGGAGACGUGGUCCUGUACAGCGCAGCCCCGAGCAUGAUCUGAGACGUCAGCCCAACAUUAUACUCGUGUGUUUGAAGGCCUUUCACAUACUUUGUUGCACUUGAUAAAAGUCAGAGGAGUGCAGUGAGUGGCAGGUGGCACAUGAAGCCAGGUCUGCAGACCGUGACCUUUUUUACACAAUGAUUUCCUCCAUGAUCGUACUGAAACGGGUACGGUACAUCUGAAACAGUUCAAGGAAAAGCUGAAGUAUACAAAAUGAAAGAAAUGAUAGGUGCAAAGUGUCCCAAACAUUUCAGUUGAUUUAUUCUGUCCCUUUCUAUAAACAAUGAAAGCUUUUGUUAUGCAUGAAGACGUGCUGCAGACGAUUCACUCGUCUCCUCUUCUGUWGGACACUUAGACUUCUCUGAACCCGUUUUCUGCAGGACAAUGAUUCUAUACAUUUAUAUAUAAAGUUUGCUAGUAGCUCUAAUAAAUAUUUAACAUGUUGAAGUCAAAACCUAGCGUGCAAAAUUCUGCAACCUAAAUGUGUGAAAUAGGAUUGAAGGAUUUUCCAGCUUGUUGCCAAAGAAGAGCUGCAGGAUUUCAUUUGAAUCGAAAGGCAACAAAAACUGACUGAAUAAAAAGUUGUUUGUGCUGCGUGCCUGUAUCUAUGACUGAUUUCUGUUUUCAUCAGUGUUUAGACGUCUGCAUGCUGCUUGUUCCUCCACUGUCAGAGCAGAGACAACAGCUACAGUUAGCUGCUCAGCUCUAAAGAAAAUUUAAUCUAUUUUUAGGAUCACAGGGUUCCUACACAUUUUUAUUAAAUUACAAUUUCCAUUAUUA